Molecule: messenger RNA, 687 nt
Organism: Drosophila sulfurigaster albostrigata
Lineage: Eukaryota; Metazoa; Arthropoda; Insecta; Diptera; Drosophilidae
Exons: 3
Coding region: 85-618 (177 amino acids)
Source: RefSeq, a predicted model, not a curated record
UUUAAUAGUCAGUUUGUGUUUUCAGUUGGAGUUGAGAUAGUCAUUCCAUUUUAUUGUGUUUCUGUUCGUACUUUUGUUUAAACCAUGUCUCGUCAUUCUCGUUUUCUUCGGACAAAGACCGUUCGCUCCAAUCCGAGUUAUAAGCGCUAUCUUUCAUCGAAAGGCUCAAAAGUUGACGUGCCGCCAAUUGAUUACAACAUUAGCUUUUGGUUCUACACUAAUCGCCAUAGUUUGGAUUCGCAAUAUGUUGAUCGCUCCUAUGAUGAAUAUGAAUCAAUUGAUUUCACAAAGCGGAAAGAAAAGGAAUUUUAUGAUGAUAUUAGCCAGGAUCCAAGUUAUUCCAAAUUCAAAGUACCAUUCCAGAUGAUAUGCCAAGAGCGUUACUCGGAUAGUAUUAAACGAUAUGAUCAACAGUUUUCCCAUGAGAUAAGCAACAUAAUCGAUAAUCAGCCAACGGCCAGAGAGGCAUGUUAUUUUGUGCGAACUGUCGCGUAUACGACUUUAUGGCCACCCUAUCAUAAUGAAAAGGAACUGGACCACUCAAGUCGCCUUUUCUAUGCACUGACUCCUGAAGAAAAAGCUCGCUUUCAAUACAUUAUGUCGAAUGAUUUCUCCUAAACGUAAACUUUCGAGAAUUCGAAAUAAAAUUCAAGUUAAAUAAUAGGUUUAAACAAGGAUAAAAUUGAC